Messenger RNA from Tachysurus vachellii, 6605 nucleotides. Its product is annotated as leucine-rich repeat-containing protein 75A-like. The coding region runs from base 1829 to 2782 and encodes 317 amino acids. The transcript has 4 exons. The record is from RefSeq and is a predicted model, not a curated record. NCBI's taxonomy places the organism in Eukaryota, Metazoa, Chordata, Actinopteri, Siluriformes, Bagridae.
CCAAAAUGUAUGCAUUAAGUUUAAUAUGAUUAUGGUGAUUAUUAUGCAUGCACAGUCAGACAGUUUGCAGCUCUAAAUACUUUUUGGCUGGGAAUCUUGCAGCUCGGUGUGAGGGGUUAAAGUGAGAUGAUGGUUCAUGUUGACAGGGAGAGAGUUACCGAGAAAGCGCGAGACACCGAACACCAGCUGCGCGCGCUCUCGCCGUUAACCGUGUAUCACUUGUAAACAGAACAGACAGCUCGAGCAACUACUCGUUUUUAAUUCAGGGAAGCCAACAGACGGAGAAAGUCGUGUUUUAUUCCGUCGAGAAUGUUUUUUGGAAGUAAAAGUUGCUAAUGGGGGGACGGUGUGUUUACCUCAGAGCUCUGAUGUUAUAUCACGUUGCUUAUCAGGAUCUCUGCGCUGUCAUCUGCUACAAGUCUGACUCAAGACGUCUUCAUGGAAUUAAUUGAUUCACUGAACCGAAUAACAUUUCGACUCAUCUUUCCAUCGGGCUUUUUCCUGCGGUGUUCUUCUCUUGUGAAGCAAUGAAAGGAAGAAAAUGAAAGGAAUACUCGUUUAAUACAAACUCUGCUCGGUGAACUACCAGAUUUCAACCAUUCGGAGGAGAAACGUUGAAUUUUUAAAGCGUGUACGGCGAAUCGAUUCAUUUUACAUGACUUUUAAGUGAGUACGUCGAUUCGACCCUUUUAAAACGACUCUUUUAAGUGAGUACAUUGAGCGACUCCUUUCUUCUGAAACGACUAGUUAGUAGAGUGAAUCGGUUCUUUCUUAUAAAACACUAUUUUGAAAGAGUAAAGUGAAUCGAUUCUUUUUGAACUAUUAUGUGUGUAGCUCGAAUUGAGUCUACGACUAUUUUGAAUAAGGAGCGCGAAUCGAUUAUUUUACGAAAGACUUAAUUAAUGCUUGUUAUGAACUUGCUUGUUUCAUGGAAUUAAUUGAUUCACUGAACCGAAGAACAUUUCGACUCAUCUUUCCAUCGGGAUUUUGCUGCUGUGUUCUUCUCUUGUGAAGCAAUGAAAGGAAGUUAAAGUUAAAAAAUUAAAUUAGAAAUGAAGGGAAUACUCAUUUAAUACAAACCCUGCUCAGUGAACUACCAGAUUUCAACAAUUCUGAGGAGAAACGUUGCAUUUUUAAAGCGAGUACGCGAAUCGAUUCAUUUUACAUGACUCUUUUACGUGAGUACAUCGAUUCGACCCUUUUGAAAAGACUCUUUUAAGUGAGUACAGCGAAUAGAUCCUUUUAAGCUACUGCUGAUAUUUUGAGUGAUUAGAGGGAAUCGUUCUUUUUAAAACGACUCUUUUAAGUGAGUACAUUGAGCGACUCCUUUAUUCUGAAACGACUGGUUAGUAGAGUGAAUCGGUUCUUUCUUAUAAACCACUAUUCUGAAAGAGUAAAGCGAAUCGAUUCUUUAUGAACUGUUAUAUUACAGUAUACAAUAAUUACUCGAAUCGAUUCUACGUCAAUUUUAAAUGAGGAUCGCGAAUCGAUUCUUUUACAAAAGACUCUUUUAAGCAAUUUGCAAGUAUUAACCAAAACACCGCGCCAGUUUGUAUUGUGCUGCUUUCGGCUAGUUUAUUUUUUAUCACUUAAUGUAAUUUAGUAAUUUAUGACAUCACAAGAUGCUGUCACAUAGAUAUAAAUCAGCUGGGUUUUAAAAGUGCCCACUUUGCAGACUAUUUCUAAAUGGCCCCUCAAAGCAGUUCAUACAGCACAAAUCAAUCAGGACUAGUUUGUAUUAAGAAUAGUUUACAUUGAUGGUCAGAAAGAAUCAAAUUAGAAGGAGUCGUGAUGCGCACAGCUACACCUGAGAAUUCAGUAGUGCAGGAUGGGGGCUAGGCAGUCCAAGGGCCCCGAGGCUGGGCCUGGGCCACUCCUGGGGGUUUGGAGACGAGCUCAGGGCUCUUUACUGCUCCGCUCGUCCGAGCGCCCAGAGAACCCAGGGGUACCUGCUCCAUACCACCGUCGCGUUGGCAUGAUUCAGGACAUGCUGCUGAAGGCGAAGGAGGGGAGACAAGAAGAGGCCAGUGAGCUGCUGAAAAGUCUGAGACAGGAUUUAGGUAUGGAGUCGACGUCUCUGGACGAUGUGCUGUACCGAUAUGCCAGCUUCCGCAAUAUGGUGGACCCCAUCACCCAUGACCUUAUCAUCAGCCUCGCUCGCUAUGUGCAAUGUACAAAAACGGAGGGCGAGUCUCUGAGUGCCAUGGAGAAGGUGUGUCGCCAGCUGACGUACCACCUGAGUCCUCAUCCACGUUGGAGGCGACAGGGUCUUCUGAAGGGAAAACCCCAGGCCAGCCUGAAGGCAGUUCUCUCCGUGUCGCCGGAUGGCACCGUGGAUUUAUCCGGGCUCCCUCUUUCACGCCGUGACGCGGAACGCCUGGUGAUCCACCUCCAGCGCAACUCUGCCCGUGUUCGUUGCGUCGAGCUGGGUUUCACCGAGCUCACGGACGAUAUGUUGCUGAUGUUGCUGCCCACCUUAUCAUCUCUGCCUGCUCUGGAGAGUCUAUCUCUUAAUGGCAACCGGCUGACCCGUGGAGUCCUGCGUCAGCUCACCGACACCCUCAAGGAGCCGAGAAGCUUCCCUGCUCUGGCGUGGGUCGACCUGGGUAACAACGUGGACAUCUUUUCUUUGCCUCAGGCUUUUUUACUGAGCCUGCGUAAGCGCUGUCCGAAACAGGGUAACUUACCCACCAUACAGGAGCAGCCAGAACAAGGGGGUGGGGCAGGGGGCGGGGCAUGUGGGACUGUAGGAUUAGAGGAGGUCGGAGAAGAUUCAGACUGAUUUCCUGGUGUUAGGGGAUGACGGUGGUGGGUGGGAGUUGAUGACCAUCAAGCUACGAGGAUAAGGAUGCGGAUUGCAAUGUUUCAGUUUGUGGGCGGAGUCAUAUUAUUAAUGGACUUCAUUUUACAAUGAUGUGUGCGUUCUUAUUCGGGCACAGAUGGAGGAAUUUACACAUGACUUGUGUCCAUACUUAAAGCCUUCAUCGUAUAUUUCCGAUGUCAGUGCACUCCACGGGCUCACAUCCGGCUCGGACCCUGGACCGUCUUCGUAGUUGUCCUGCAGUAACAAUAAGACUGGUCUGGGAAUAUCUGCGUGGUUUUUGCAAGAUAUGUAUUGAGCUCAACAUGUUUGGAAGACACAAAUGUCUUCUAGAUGUACCUGUUGAUUGAAGACUGUCCUGGAUCUCCUAAAAUUCCCUGCAAUCAAUCUGCUUUGAAAUUCUUCUGUACUGGACCAGUUGUGUUGGACAUGCAGUGUACUUGGGGUAGCAAUUAGAUAGCAAAAUGAACCAUUUAUUUGUAUGCGUUAUUUUAAUGACCCUCUUCUGAGUGAUUCUUCAAAAAUGCACAUACUUUCAUCAUACUUUCAGAUGUAUAUAUUCUUUAUUUAACCCCAAAACUGUUUUCUUAGCCAGUUAUUUUUACACUUCUCAGACAUAAUCAUGUGCCGUCUUUUGUAUUCGUUUUCACACUGGAUUUAAACACAGUUUAAUCUGUGUCCCAAUCCCAAAUGGCUUCUAAUUCUCUAUACAGUCCCCAGAAAUUAUAAAAUGAAAACUUGAUCAUUUGUGAAAUUAUCCAGUUACACAGAUACAGGUCAAGAGCCUCAGUUAGUGAUCACAUGGUCUAACAUCAGAGUGAGGGAAAAAAUGGUUUUCAGAAUCAGCUGAUCUCCUGAUCUCAACGGAAUAGUGUGAAAAACAAGAAGCAUCCAAUUGAUUGGCAGUUCUGCAUCGAAAAUGCUUCGUUGAUAUGAAUUACCAGACUGCUUUAAGCUGACAAGAUGGCUACAGUAACUCAAAUAAUCACACAAAUAAUCAAACUUUACAGCCGUACAGAGCGUAAACGCAUCUCAUAAAAUCAGCCAUUGAAAAGCAUUAGAAGAACACGGUUCACUUCUAUCAGACAGGAACAGGGUUCUGGGGCUACAGUGGGCACUGGGUCACCUGGUGAUUGUCAAGUGUCCACUGUAACUUGUUCUUUUCUUGGAGACUCUAGAUAGUAAACGCCCAAAAUAACAUUUAGAAUUCAGCCAUAGGUAGAGUUGGAAAUGGCUAACAACUUGUACAUCUUAUACCAUCUGUUUUAUUUAAAACUACAGGACGUACUAUUUUGGAAACCCGUCCUCUCUGGUAGUAAAACGUUAUUGCAAGCUAUUUAAGGAAGAAGGGAUCAUUAACUGGUUUGUGCUGAAUUGUUCUUCAAUGCAUGGAAUAAUCUCAUGUGUCAAGGUAAUAUACGCAAUCACAAAGAAUUUAAUGCUGUAUCCAAAACAGCCUACUGUAUGUAGUCUUUUCUAGCUAAACAUUUUCACAACAAGCUAAUGAUACAAAUUCCCAGUGAGGAUCGAUGUUCUGGGAUCGCAUGGUUAGCAUGUUUGCCUCGCACGUCACGGUAUGGGGUUUAACUCCAUCAUAUUUUGCAUGUUUUCUCCGGGGUUUCUUCAUGUACCCUGGUUUCAUCCCCAGUCCAAAGACUUGCACUGUAGGUAAAUUGGUAUCUCUAAUUUGUCUGGAGUGAGUGUGUGAGUGAGUGAGUGUGAGUGAGUGAGUGUGUGUGAGUGAGUGUGAGUGAGUGAGUGUGUGUGAGUGAGUGAGUGAGUGUGUGUGAGUGAGUGUGUGUGUGUGAGUGUGUGUGAGUGUCUGUGAGUGUGUGUGGGUGUGUGUGUGUGUGUGUGAGUGAGUGAGUGAGUGUAUGAGUGUGUGUGUAUGAGUGUGUGUAUGAGUGUGUGUGUGAGUGUGUGUGUGUGUGUAUGAGUGUGUGUGUGAGUGUGUGUGAGUGUGUGUGUGUGUGAUUGAGCCUAGUGGCUUCUUGUGAUGCUGUGUAGGAUUAGCGCUACAAAAGAUGGAGGGGUGGAUGGUUGGAUGGAUGGAGGGAAGGCUGUAUGGAUGGAGAGAGGGAUGUACAUAUGCAUGUAUGGAUGGAUGGAUGGAUGGAGGGAUGUAUGAAUGGAGGAAAGGAUAGAAGGAUGGAUGGAUGGACAGAAUAAUGUGCUGCCAGUCUUUUUCUAGCCAGCCAAAUGUUCAGCAAACAAAAGAUACAGCUAAUUCUGGCCUGAGUCUGUUUUUCUCUUAUAGUAUUAUUAUAUUCACUCUGACCUCCGUUGAGUUUGUUCUCCCUCUCUCCCUCUUUCUCUGUCUCUCUCACCUCAUUAGCCAUUUCUCAUCAUUAUGCCCCAUAUCUGGUUGUGAUAAUGUUUAUUACAGUUUAUCUGAGACAUACAAGAGAACAUACAAGUCCAUCUUUUUCACUAAUUCCACCCUGACACACUUGACCCAGCACUGACUGAAUUACCAGUGCAGGACUGUCAGGGUGACUCACAGCAGCACAGAAGAAUCAAACUAUACAGCAGCUUCUGACUCAAUAACCAUGGUUUUUAGCUUUCAUUUGGAAAUUCUGAAUCUGUGUUAAUAAAAAAAGGACAUGAAUGACAUUCAUUCUGAGCCCUUUUCCUAUUCUAGAAGGGAUGAGACGGUUUAAAGAAACAUGUUUUGAUAGAAUUACAUUUAGGCUACGUUUUACUGAAAGGGGGGGGGGGGGGGAUUUGUCUAAUAUUAUGAAAAUUUGAACAGUAUUUAAACAGUAAGGUUCGGGUUCGGACGUUUUAACGUGAAGAUGCGUUAUUUAAAUCAACACUCGAGAAGAGUGUUAGCCACAGAGAAGAAAGUAUUACGAGUUAAUAUCACACAAUUACGAGUUAAUAUCACACAGUUGUGACUUAAAAACCACCGCAGUGUAGUUUGGUUUGGGGUUUAAGAGAGCGCUUAGUAAGCGUGAAGCGUGACGUUAGACUCAAACCCAAAACUAAGAUAUUGUCUUACAAUACAGGCUAUUUUUUUUUUUUCUCUUGCUAUUAACGUUCACAGUACUUCUGGUGUCGAGUAGAGGUGUGUUUCUCGUGACCGGGAUCAAAAGACACAUGAGAUUGAAGUGAGGUUUUUUACUUUCAUGAUGGUACAAUCCAGCGGGUCAGAUGUGGAGCUCGCAGGAUAAACAAAGACCAAAGAACACAGAACAUGCUGCUUUAUUCGUUUCCUCAUUCUUACUAACUGUCUGUUUUGGGUUGCUGUUUUUAUUCCAGUCAAUUCAGAUGACGACUAUACAACUAGAAUCGGUUGUAGAGGUAUUAAUGCAAACCAGUUACAAUGUGAAAUCUUACCAGGAUGUUAGAGCUGGAGAGACUACAGUGUAACUUCCUGUUAGGGGUUGCUACAGCAAAUCAUCAGUUUCCACCUCUCUAUCCUCGGCAUCCUCUACACUCACACCAGUUACCUUCAUGUCCUCAUUUAACACAUCCAUAUAUCUCCUCUUUGUCCUUCCUCUUGACCUCUUACCUGGCAGCUCCAUCUCCAGCACCCUUCUACCAAUAUAACCAUCUCCCUCCUCUGUAGAUGUCCAAACCAUCUCAAUCUAGCCUCUCUGACCUUGUCCCCAAAACAGACAACCUGAGCUGUCCCUCUGAUGUGCUCGUUCCUAAUCCUGUCCAUCCUCGUCACUCCUAAAGAGAACCUCAACAUCCUCAUCUCUGCUACCUCCAUCUCUGCCUCGUGUCUUUUCCUCACUGCUACAGUCUCUAACCAAUACAGCAGAGCUGAGAACCUCAA